CAAUGUUCCACACCGCCCGGCCACAGAGCCGCCGCCGCCGCCGUAGAGCCCCCCGGCCGCCUCCGUCCCCUCCUCGGGCGCCGCGGGCCCGGCCCGGCCCCCCGCCAUCCCGCCCCUCCGACCCAGCAGCGGGACAGGACGCCGGCGAAGUUCCCCACGAUGUCCAGUGACAGGCAGAGGUCAGAUGAUGAGAGCCCCAGUACCAGCAGCGGCAGCUCAGACGCCGACCAGAGGGAUCCCCCGGCACCUGAACCUGAGGAGCAGGAGGAAAGGAAACCCUCUGCCACCCAACAGAAGAAGAACACCAAACUCUCCAGCAAAACUACUGCUAAGCUAUCUACUAGUGCUAAAAGAAUCCAGAAGGAGCUAGCUGAAAUAACUCUUGAUCCUCCUCCUAACUGCAGUGCCGGCCCUAAAGGAGAUAACAUUUAUGAAUGGAGAUCAACUAUACUUGGACCUCCGGGUUCUGUAUAUGAGGGGGGCGUUUUUUUCCUGGAUAUCACAUUUUCAUCUGACUAUCCAUUCAAGCCACCAAAGGUUACUUUCCGCACCAGAAUUUAUCACUGCAACAUCAACAGUCAGGGAGUCAUCUGUCUGGAUAUCCUGAAGGACAACUGGAGCCCUGCUUUGACUAUUUCAAAGGUCCUGCUGUCUAUUUGUUCUCUUUUGACAGACUGCAACCCGGCUGAUCCUCUGGUUGGAAGCAUAGCCACUCAGUAUCUGACCAACAGAGCAGAACAUGACAGGAUAGCCAGACAGUGGACCAAGAGAUAUGCAACAUAAACGACAAACUACUUGUGCAGUGUGAAGGUGCAGAAGGCAACUUUACAGUGUGCAACAAAUCUUUAUAGCCUUUACAAUACGGACUUCUGUGUAUAUGUUAUACUGAUUCUACUCUGCUUUUAUCCUUUUGAAGACUGGGAUAUUGCCUCCCAAAAAGGUAAAUGCUAUCAAGAGUAGAAAUUUGUAGCUGUAGAUUAGUUAUGUUUAAAACGCCUACUUGCAAGUCUUGCUUCUUUGGGAUAUCAAAAUGUAUUUUGUGAUGUACUAAGGAUACUGUUCCUGAAGUCAACCAAAUAUUAUAGUGCAUUUUAGCCUAAUUCAUUAUCUGUAUGAAGUUAUUAAAGGUAGCUGUAGAUUACUAGGAAUUAUGUCAUUUGUAUUAAACCCAGAUCUAUUUCCAAUAUGUGGUACAUGCUGUUGUGAAAACUGUUUUAACUUUUACCUUUGUCAGUUUGUAAUGAAAGGAUUUCCUUUUUCCCUUUGUAGCUCAGAGAGCACCCAGUGUAUCAUCUCAAACACAAUAAACAUGUUCCCCAAGGAGUAGUUUCUUUGUUUUCCUAUUUUAAAUUAAUAUUUGAAAAAAUUUAAUUAUAGUAACAAGGCAGGGCUAAUGUAUCACAGAUCCCUGUGGAUAAUCUUUAAAUUAAUAUACAUAAGCAAAGGCUUGCUAUUAAAUGUUUAAUGCACACCUGUGGAUUGUUUAAGUUUUCCCUGGGUUUUUUGGUUUGGUUUGGUUUGGUUUUUACAGAACAAAUGUCAUUUCCAUAAUUUCCUUAACUACUCAGCUCUUUUUCAAGUUGCAAUGAGAGCAUUGCAUAUGCUUCCUCCAAAAGCUAAUGUAGCUGGUUGCUUCAGGGCCAGACCUGUUCUUGUAAUAGAUGGCCUGGUCUUGCUACAAACUCCUUUUUGCAGGACCAGAGCCCAGUUAAAGAUAGUCUGGUGUUUUUUGUCAGAGUAAAGCAAGUUGGGCUUGCUAAUCUGGAGAACCACAAUUGUCCAUUGAAAAUGGUCUUCCAAAGCACGGUUAAACACUAGUCUGUCCAGAAGAGAAAUGAGUAGAAUAAACUUCAUCAGAUAUUUAUGACAGAAAAAAAAAACAUUGUUAGUGAAAAUGCAAGAUGUAAAACUUUAGACUACUUUUCCCCCUCCCUUCUUCAAUUUCUGGCUUGGAAAUUUUGUAACAUCUGUAAGUAAUGAAGAUACAGCUUUAUAGCACAUACAGUAGAGUCACCAAUAGUUUUAUAAUUUAGCUUUUGUAGGUUGCCAGUCACACUAUUGAUUAUACAAAAAGACAUUUGAUCCCUUUAAAUAAUAUUUAAAAUUACACCUGAUUUUAAAGUUUACUGUCCCCUUUACUGCCUGGUGUUUUUGGAGAUAAUGUAGCACUUCCGUCAGUAGGAUGCUCUGCUCACUUAAUAUAUGAAAAAUGAAUGUUAAGUUUAAAUACUAAAGCAAUAGAAAAAUGUUAAAGAUUAAAUCUAAAGUUAGCCAUCACUA
This is a messenger RNA of Phasianus colchicus (ring-necked pheasant), 2280 nucleotides long. RefSeq names its product ubiquitin conjugating enzyme E2 E3 (gene UBE2E3). Lineage: Eukaryota; Metazoa; Chordata; Aves; Galliformes; Phasianidae. The record is from RefSeq and is a predicted model, not a curated record.